This is a messenger RNA of Motacilla alba alba, 5463 nucleotides long. RefSeq names its product DNA methyltransferase 3 beta (gene DNMT3B). NCBI's taxonomy places the organism in Eukaryota, Metazoa, Chordata, Aves, Passeriformes, Motacillidae. Gene Ontology annotation, cellular component: nucleus. The transcript has 21 exons. Gene Ontology annotation, biological process: negative regulation of transcription by RNA polymerase II. The record is from RefSeq and is a predicted model, not a curated record. Gene Ontology annotation, molecular function: DNA binding; DNA (cytosine-5-)-methyltransferase activity, acting on CpG substrates. The coding region runs from base 367 to 2646 and encodes 759 amino acids.
GGUUAAAGCGCCAUGUAACUGGAGCGCGGGGCUGUCGGGGGCCGGCCGGGGCGCGGGCAGCGGCGAGCGGCGGCGCGGCCCCGCUGGACGGCGCGUCCCGCCGCGGCGCAGGAAAAGAGGUUCCCGGCGGCGCCUCGAGCGCGAAGCCUCCCCGGGACCGAUCCGGAGGGACGGGGUGGCCGGAGCAGGAGGAGAAUGAAGCGGUGACGACUCCGGACAGAAGACUGGCCACCUCUGAGCGGGCCGGGCCUCACCUGUGCGCCAGAGCUCCCAGAGCCGCCGGAGCCCCCCGCCCUGCCCGCAGCACCGCCCGCCGGCAGCCCCUGCCCCACGCCGCGGGGCUCGGCCCGGCGGGAUCCCAGCGGGAUGAACAUGGUAAAGAGCCCGGAGCCGCUGGAGCAGCGGUUGGCGGGGAUGGUGGCUGUCCGGGAGACGUCUCCAGCCUGGUCUGCGCUGGGAGAGGAGGGGCCGGCGACCAUGAAAAAGGACAAGAGCCACGGGCAGGAUGAGGCAGACUGUAGGGCAAAGCUGAUCCUCCUCAAUGGGGACAAUGCACCUGGCGUAGUCCUGGAGGCGAACGGGAAGCCCAGCACUCCAGAUUCCAGGGGCCUGGGGCUGCUGCCCCUGAAGAAGGAGAAGGACAGCAAUGGAGACCUCUCCAAGGAGGAUCUGGCCUGGCCACUCGAUCUGCCAGUGCAGAGGGCAGGGCGGACGCGGCAGGAGAUGCAGCUCAAGGACCCAGCACGCAGUGUGGAGCCUCUCAGGGACCUGCCAACUCCUGUGCGGAGCUCCAGGCGUCGCUCUGCCGUGCCCACACCCGUGCCCACACCCGUGACCAUCGACCUGACAGAGGAGGACUCGCAGGACUCAUCCCAGAGCAGCAGCACACUCUCGGGUAGCAGCUCCCAGGAGGGGCAGAACGGCUCUGCUGACCUGGGGGCCGAGGAGGCAGAGAGCAGGGACAUGGGCAUGGCGCUGGAAUACCAGGAUGGGAAGGAAUUUGGAAUUGGGGAGCUUGUCUGGGGAAAGAUCAAAGGUUUUUCCUGGUGGCCUGCGAUCGUCGUCUCCCACAGAGCCACGGCCAAGCGCCAGGCCGUCUCGGGCAUGCGGUGGGUGCAGUGGUUUGGAGACGGGAAGUUCUCCGAGGUUUCUGCAGACAAGCUGGUGGGACUGAUGGCCUUUAGGCAACACUUCAAUUCCUCAACAUUCAACAAGCUGGUGUCCUACCGCCGUGCCAUUUACCACGCUCUGGAGGUGGCCCGGAGCCGGUCGGGGAAGACGUUUACAACUGGCCCCAGGGAGUCACUGGAGGAGCAGCUGAAGCCCAUGAUCGACUGGGCAAUCACUGGCUUCAAACCCCUGGGGCUCAAGGGACUGCGGCCACCCAAAGGCUCAGAGAACGGGGUGCUGAGGAAUGGGACAGAGGAGGUGGUGUCCCUUGAACAGUGUCCCCCCACCAAGAGGCUGAAGACCUACCCCUGCAACAGCAGCAAGGAGCAGCGUGUGGAAGAGGACCAGACCCGAGAGCAAAUGGUUUCUGAAGUUACGAACAACAGCGGGAAGCUGGAAGAGAGCUGUUUGUCCUGCGGGAGGAGGAACCCGGCCACCUUCCACCCACUGUUCAAGGGGGGCCUCUGCCAGACAUGCAGGGAUAGAUUCCUGGAGUACUUCUACAUGUAUGAUGAAGAUGGGUACCAAUCCUACUGCACCGUGUGCUGCGCAGGCAAGGAGCUGCUGCUCUGCAGCAAUGCCAGCUGCUGCAGGUGCUUCUGUGUGGAGUGUCUGGACGUGCUGGUGGGGCGAGGGACGUCGGCCAAAGUGAAAGAGCAGGAGCCCUGGAACUGCUACAUGUGCCAGCCCCAGCAGAGCCGCGGCGUGCUGCAGCGCCGGCAGGACUGGAACACUCGCCUGCAGGACUUCUUCACCAGUGACAAGGGACAGGAAUAUGCUGCACCCAAAAUCUACCCAACAGUUCCUCCAGCGAAGAGGAGACCAAUUCGAGUGCUCUCGUUGUUUGAUGGGGUGACAACAGGGUACACGGUGCUGAAGGACUUGGGCAUCCAGGUGGAGAAGUACAUUGCCUCAGAGAUCUGUGAGAACCCCAUCGCCGCGGGCAAAGUGCGGCCCGAGGGCAACAUCACCUACGUGCACGAUGUCAGGAACAUAACCAAGAGAAAUAUUGAGGAGUGGGGUCCUUUUGACCUGGUGAUCGGUGGAAGCCCCUGUGAUGAUGUCUCCCUUGUCAAUCCAACCAGGAAGGCGCUGUUUGAAGGAACCGGGAGGCUGUUCUUCGAGUUCUACCACCUGCUCAACUACGCUCGUCCCAAGGCAGGCGAGGAGCGGCCCUUCUUCUGGAUGUUUGAGAACGUGGUGGCCAUGAGGAUCAACGACAAGAGGGACAUUUCCCGGUUUCUGGAGUGUAACCCAGUUAUGAUUGAUGCAAUCAAGAUAUCAGCUGCCCACCGAGCUCGUUACUUCUGGGGCAACCUCCCCGGGAUGGACAGGAUCUUUGGCUUCCCCCUCCCCUACACGGAUGUCUCCAACAUCAGCCGCGGGACUCGUCAGAAGCUGCUGGGGGGAUCGUGGAGCGUCCCUGUCAUCCGGCACCUCUUCUCCCCACUCAAGGAUUACUUUGCCUGUGAAUAGCAAACGGAGCGUCCCUCGUCUCUCUGGUAACGAGGCACAGCACCGCUGCUGUGGCGGGAGAGGGACGGGCACGGCCACCGGGCUGCCAGGACCCCAUCCCUCCCCGGGGACGGCAGCCUGGCCCCGCGGGAGAGCCGAGGAAUGUCUGUAACCAAAGAACCUGGCAGGGCAACUUCUUUAAAGGGACUAACAGUGAUACGUAGUAUGAAAUGAUGGACGAAGCUUUAAUUACCCAGCACACGAAGCUCUAUGCAUCACUGAUGAGAUGGGAGUCUCAUCCUCCAGAGCAUUAACUAUUCCUGUUUAGCCUGGAGCUGGGAAGUCACCACUUGCUGAGCAGCCAGUGUGCGGGCAGCUGCUGGGGAGCUGCAGGCAAACCUGAACUACAGUGAAUUGGUGCUUUUCCUAAACAAACAAAACCUCUGGAAGUAACUGCCAAAAAACCCCAAACCGUAGCAGCAGGUGUAAGGGACCCUGCUCAGGUUACACACUGAACACAGGAUCAAGAAACCAAAUCUUUUUUGUUUUUGUUUUUUUUUUUUUGAUAAAAUUUAAUUUUGUUCUUUUAAUGUCUGUUGCUGCUUUAAGGCAUUACAUAAGAAUGUGGAGAUUCCUAGACCUGAAUGUAGCUGAAACUGAACUGUGAGGUGAUAGAAUUACUUUUCUAGCUAGAACUAAAGAAAUAUUGUUUUAUAUGUUUGGUUGUAGUUUACAAAUAUUCACUACUUCCUUUUUAAAGCAUCUAAAACCUCUCCUUACAUUUUAAAAUCCUGCUGAAUGGUUUGAAAGCUUACACAGUAACUGGAGCAGGGAGGAUUUGGGCUCCAGGGUCUGUAAAGAAAAAUAUUCUUGGAGCAUCCAUUUCCCAAAUGAAUGUGGUAUGUCAGCAGGAAGGACAGUGUAAUGGUCAAUGGCACCCUCAAAUCUCAGCACCCCCAUCAUGUAGGAUGUCAUGAACCCAAGCAGUGGUGGCAGGGCAUUCCUUCCAGGGAAAAUCCCACCCAACCCUUGUGGAGUGCAGGGACCAGGAGUGCAGCACUGCUCUUGCCUGUGCCCAUCUCAUGGUGUGCACAGGGAACGGGACAGUGAGGCAGGAAAGCACUGCCACUGCUGGGGGCUCCGGGGCUGUACCUCUCCUCCCUGUGCAUCCCUGUGCACACAGGUGGGAUUGUGUGCCCAGCCCCAGCCUGGCAGCGCCCUGGGGGCUCUUGGGGCUGUACCCCCAAACUGGGAGCUCCUGUGGCCACCACUGUGCUCACUUUUGAUUGCCUUCCUCUACUCCCCAGCUUUGCCAGAGUGAUUGUCCUGCUUUCCAUGAAGUCCUGGGCACGCUGAACCUGUGGCCAGCCGGAAGGUGCCGGUGCCUGUGGCCAUUUCUGCCAGGUUUUCUGUAGCCACCAGGCUACUGUUCCAGCAGGCAUCUCUGGGGAUUCUGAAUUCCAAUGCACAUUUCAAUGCACUGAAACGACCCCCACCUUGGUCCCUCUGUCCUCCCGUACCUUUGCUGUUUUCCUGUCACCUGGCUCUGGAUGAGCCCUUGGGUGCCUUCUCAAAAUCAUUCGGGUUCAAACCGUGGGCCAGCCCUCCACCCAAUCAAUGCCAGGCUGCCUUGCUCUCUUGCAGGGUGCUGUACAGCAUCACUGGGGAGAACUUCUCUCCCAGCUCCUUCUACCUCUCCGGCACCCCUGUCCUUGUGGUGGAGGACAGCAGCCUCCCAUUUUCCACCCUUGUGUGCAGUUUUCCAUCCCAGAUCCGAAAACCAUCUUCUCUUGGUCUCCAAUCCAAGGCUGUGCUUGGGAAGCAAGGGAACAGCAAGGGAAACCCAGGUUGUUUAAAGGCUUUUUCCCCCUGUUUUAAGUUGGAGGUUACUCUUAAGAGAGAACUCCUUGGGGGUUCAUUCUCUGUGACUUGUUCAAGCCACAUGCCUUAGUUAAGAAAACUGAGGGAAGCCAAGCAGGCUGGUCCAAGUCACUGCUGGCAGCUCCAGUGCUUGACAAGAGCUUGGGGACACGUAGCACCCUCUUGCCACCAGCCCCUGGGCUGGGAAGAUGGCAGGGUGGGUUCUGUGCAUGCUGGAGGUGUUUGGGAAGCCUUGGCAUUGCCAGCGCUGCACCAGCUGCUUUUGGACUCUGCCAAUCUGUGAUCCUUACGUCCAGCUGGACCCCAGCCACAACACUAAUUCCUCAUCCCAGGUCCCUGCAGUCCCCGUUGGGAGCCCAGCGUGGGGCCUAGGGACAAACAACCAUGCAGUGCAGGGCUCAGGGUGACAGCCACCCUCUGCUCUGAUGGGCGUGAUUUUUCCAGACUGGGUCAACACGUGCCCUCCACUCCAUGGCAUCCCUGAUCCUACAUACUCCAGAUCUCACAUCCUUUCCUAUCUGAUCAAAAGGAAAACAAAUAAGAUGAGGGAAAAAAAGGACUUGGGGAGAGUAAACAAAGAUAAAAGAGGAAUGAGAAUUGUCUUGGCAUUAAGCUCUCUUGAUGAGAAUUGUAGUAGACAUGUCUUCCUUGAAAUGUUUUUCCCUGUAAGAGCUGCCUUUUAUUUUGAGUUUAUAAAAUGUUAAGGGAGGGGGAUCUCAGAAAUUCCUUUUUAAUACUUUUUAAAGGUUUUUAACUCUCCCUGGUGCUAUUUUUUUAGGGUAAGAAUUUCUAACGUUGAACAUGCUGCGGGUUUUUAUACAAUCUUUUAAAAAUGAGAGAAAUGUAUCAUUUUUAACACAUUUCACAGUUUUUGUAUCCUGGAGUGUGGAAACUCACAACUCUGCCUUGUCCACAUGAUUUCACUGGUUUCCAUGUGGGAAAAAAAAUGUCGACAGU